Messenger RNA from Racocetra persica, 180 nucleotides. The record is from the annotation of a GenBank genome assembly. NCBI's taxonomy places the organism in Eukaryota, Fungi, Glomeromycota, Glomeromycetes, Diversisporales, Gigasporaceae.
AUGAAUCAACCUAUAAAUCAAGUAAUUGGAGGUCUGCCUUUGGUACCUCAAAACGCUAAUAUCCCUGUAAAUGCAUCCUUUGAUAACCUAACUGCCAAACAAAAGUACGAAAUUUUAACUAAAGGUGCAGUGGAUCCGUUUACUAAUCGUGCUGAAGCACAAGAAGCAGAAAAUCAGACA